AUGCGAUUUCACGAUGCACCUUUAUUAGAACAACUGAGUAUUAAUCUCGGUCCACAAUGUCCCAUUGAUGUUGAGGUUGUAAAGUGGGUUGCAAAAGCAGUUGAACGUUGCGUGCUGCGUAAGUUAGAGUUCGAGCUCCGCUGGAAUAACGAGCCGAUGAGAAUGCCUAAUAGCCUUUACACUUGCGAGACGCUUACAAAACUGAUUCUUGCUGAGAAGGUUCUCGUGGAUGUUCCUUGUCCGGUUUAUCUCCCAUCACUUUACCGACUUGAUCUUCUCGAUGUUGUCUACAAAGACGAAGAUUCUCAUGUCAGGCUUUUAUCAGGUUGCCCGUUCUCAAGCGCCUGA
Messenger RNA from Microthlaspi erraticum, 348 nucleotides. NCBI's taxonomy places the organism in Eukaryota, Viridiplantae, Streptophyta, Magnoliopsida, Brassicales, Brassicaceae. The record is from the annotation of a GenBank genome assembly.